Spea bombifrons (plains spadefoot toad) is the source of this 5475-nucleotide messenger RNA. RefSeq names its product listerin E3 ubiquitin protein ligase 1 (gene LTN1). NCBI's taxonomy places the organism in Eukaryota, Metazoa, Chordata, Amphibia, Anura, Pelobatidae. Gene Ontology annotation, molecular function: ubiquitin protein ligase activity; ribosomal large subunit binding; zinc ion binding. Gene Ontology annotation, cellular component: cytosol; RQC complex. Bases 113 to 5446 code for a protein of 1777 amino acids. The record is from RefSeq and is a predicted model, not a curated record. The transcript has 30 exons. Gene Ontology annotation, biological process: ribosome-associated ubiquitin-dependent protein catabolic process; rescue of stalled cytosolic ribosome.
AGCUCUGAUGACGCUAUCGCGUGGUUGUGGGAGCUGUAAUCAAUCGCCGAGCUGAUCGAGCUCGGUGGCUAGGUGGUUGGCCGAGGCAGAAAGUUGAAGUGUCGGAAGGAAAAUGGGGGGCAAGAACAAACAAAGAACAAAGGGGAAUGUCCGGCCUUCAAGCAGCGGGAGAGCAGCGGAGCUCCUCGCCAAAGAAAGCGGGACGGUCCCUGGUUUCAUCGGGUUCGGCUCAUCGCAGGGAGAGCAUGGCUAUGUCCCUGCGAUCCAAGGCGCGGAAGAGAUCGACAGCCUUGUCGACGCCGACUUCCGGAUGGUGCUACGUAAACUGUCCAAGAGAGAUGUCACCACGAAACUAAAAGCCAUGCAAGAGUUUGGUACAAUGUGUAGGGAAAGAGAAAUGGAAACUGUGCGGGGUGUUCUGCCGUAUUGGCCCAGGAUCUACUGCAAGAUCUCCCUGGAUCUUGACCGCAGGGUGCGAGAAGCGACGCAGCAAUCCUUUGAGCAGCUGAUCUUGAAAGUGAAGAAAUAUCUGGCUCCUCACCUGAAAAAUGUGAUGGGUUUCUGGCUUCUUGCUCAAUGUGACACGUAUUCGCCGGCCGCUAGCGCUGCCAGAGUGGCGUUCGAAGCUGCUUUCCCUUCUCACAAACAGCCGGAAGCUUUGGCGUUUUGCAAAGAUGAGAUUCUGAAUGUUUUACUUGAUCACCUGCUGAAGGAAUCGGCGGACACCUUGAGCGAUCCCCAGACUGUUCCAGCUGAAGAAAGGGAAUCCAAGUACUUCCGGGUCCUGACCUGUUCACUCUUGGCUUUGAAGAGACUAGUGUGUACGCUGCCAGACGGGGAGAAGAGUUCCCUGUGCGAGAGGAUUGCGUUUCUUCUGUCACAAAACAAAUUCUGGAAGUACAGCAAACAUAAAACACCUAAUGUUCGCUCAGCCUUCUUUGAAUUGCUGUCUUCCCUGUGCCAGCAUCUACCCGCUGUAAUAAAAUCGGAAGCGUCCCGUGUGUGUCCUGCAGUCCUCCUCAGCAUUGAUGACAGUGAUGCCGUUGUGUGUCCUGCUCUUUGGGAAGCUGUCCUUUAUACCAUAACAACUAUCGAGGAUUGUUGGGAUCAUGUGAAUGCGAAGAAAGGAGUUUUGCCAAAGCUGUGGGCUGUCCUCAGAGAAGGAGGUCGAGGGCUGGCGACUGUAAUAUUCCCCAAUCUACUACCGUUUAUUAGCAAAGUCCCACAAGGAAUCGCAGACCCUCGCGUGGAGUUCUACAGCAUUUUUUUUGACUCUCUGGUUCAAGGCUUUUCCAGUGAGCGUGCCGUCGUAAGCCCUACCGAAUGCUCUGCCAUUGUGACCGCGUACAUGGAGUGCCUGCGGUUUGCCAUGCAGGAAAAUGUGGGAGAAGCGGAGGAACAGGGAAAAAUCCGCCAGAUGCUCAUCACUGACCAACUAAUUCCACUUAUUGAUGCUUCGUUAAAAGACCCCAAGCUUCAGAACAGUCCGUUUUUUGCCCAAGUGGAAGAAACGGUAUAUUCCUGGGAGACAAAAACAGAGAAUAAAAGUCUCGGAGAGAACGUUUGUCGGAUACACGCCUCCAUAUUGUCUGGAUUUUGGGAGAGUCUGUCUCACGCGUGCGUGGCUAAUGUUGAUGUGAUUGAGGCUGGAGAAAAGGAUCUUGCUGGUGUUUCUGGACUUCUGCAUAUUCUUCGAAUGCCAAGCAACUCAAUAAAGACAAAUAAAAAGAAAAAAGCCAAGAUCCGGUUUGCGGAUGAAGACGACAGCGCUAGAGACGAUGUUAAACCGUCUCCCGAGGAUAGUGAAGCUGUAUCCAAAGUGCUGCAUGAGUCCAGUAUCACAAAGGAAAGAGAGCCGACCACCAGCAGCUUGAGGCAAGAAAGCCUUGAGGAAUUGGUGUGCAAGUUGGCCGAGCUCAGCCUGGUGUAUAUUUCCGAGCAGAGAUCAAGACGCCACUUGAAGUUCCUUGCUGCUCUGCUCAGGACGUUCCCCUCUGUCAGGGUCUUCCAUGUCCUUUUGGAACAAAGCAGCGGUGGAGACCCCUCAUGUGCAAAAUAUCUAGAGAUGGGAAUCGAGCCCCAAAGCGAUAACCCGGCAGUGCAAUUCCUGUAUCAGACACUAACCGAUUGGUUUAAGGAAGGAAGCAACGAAGACGCUGAAUUCUUGGUGGAUAUUUUAUACAGUGUCCUGUACUGCUGCGCUGACCCAGUGGACAGAAAAACUAUCCUGGAUGACAUGACAAAGAUGGAGUUCAACUGGAGUGUUUUUCUUCACAUCAUUCAAAAGGCGUGCUCUGAUUCCGUUAAACAUUCCCUGGUUUGUGAUUGGUUGAAGGGUGACGUUCUAGGUGACAAGCUGAUCUCUCUGGCGAAUGAUCUUUGUACCAGCGGCCUGAUGGACAAAGCUUCACAAUCUGAGUCAUACUGUUCAGAUAAGUGGUCUCUAUUGAGCUUGGUGUUGUCAGAACACGUUAAAAAUGAGUCUUUGAUCGGCAAGGCUUACGUGGAAAGGAUCAUUGAUGAGCUCCACUGUGCUCUGACUAAAGCCAGGGACCUCUCUGAAGCCGGAGGCAUCGAACAAUCUGUUUCGUUCAUAUGUGAUGUUGCCUCCAACUUUUUCAGUUCUGUGAAGGGCUGUUUGCAGAUGCCUUCAGCAGAAGAUCUGCUCCUGACCAUUUUCCAGCUUUGUGCUCAGGCACCAGAAACCACCCGCUUGUCAGAGUCCCUGAUGGUUAAAUUGCAACACACUUGGCCGGCUGGUAUAAAAUCACUCAUCUGCCACUUGAACAGCAGACGCCAAGAAAGCACAUUCUUGAGUAGGUCUGCGCAGUGGAUCAAGAAUCAGAUCCAGGCAUCACAGCUCAAUGUUCAGAGCCUCCAGUCUUUAAUAACUGCUGUGGAUCAUCUACACGACAAGAUAUUGGAAUCUAGCCCGUCUGCUGUUCACCUUCUAGCUGAGCAUAUGACCUUAAUGACACCAGAUGACGAGGAAUGGCUCAAGAUGCGCCAACACAUCUCUAUGCAGUGGUUGAGCAAGCCACUCUUGGAAGGACGGCUAAGCAUGAAUUCGGAAACAUCUGGGAUAGAUCUUAAACCGUUGCCUAAAAAUUGGCUUCCAAACCAUCUCUGUACUGCCUCCCUUUUGAGCAAAAUGGCUUUUCGAACACUGGAGAACAAUUUACUUUUUAAAGACCAGGACAUUGCACCAAAAGUAAACAUUAUUGUUGCAGAAAUGCUCUAUUCUCUGCAGUGGUGCGAGGAGCUGGAGAGAUCGCCCCCCAUCAUUACCGAAUGCUGCCAAAUGCUUCACUCGAUGGACGUAUCCCACGAAAAAAUAAAAGACUUUAGCGCCCAUUCUCCGAAACUUCUCCAGUUAGUUUUUGAAAGGUCGAAGGAAAGUGGUGCGAUUUGGUCUUUGGUUGCUAACAAAUUAAUUUGUCUGAAGAAUGCUGGACACGAUGAGCUUCAGCUACUGAUCAAAAACACGGAAGAUUAUUUCCCGGUGACACAAGGAAACCUGCACACCAUCCAGAGCUUGUCUCCGUUCUUGCGCAAGGAGGAAAAGGAAGAGCUCGUGGCGCAUUGCACCGCCAGGCUCAUGACCGGCCCGCCGACAGCUGUGUCCUGUAUAGAUGGUGGAUUUGGAUGCCUCGCAAUGAUCAAUUCCUGCCUGGACUCAGAAAGCAUUCCUUCCCCCGAAAUACUCCUCGGCGUAUUAAAAGUCAUUUUAUCUUGGAAGAAUGAUCUUGAGGAUAGCUUUUUGUUUAGCUGUAAUUUACAGGAUGCCAGCUCACAACUUAUAGGUCUCAAUGUAGAAAUCAUCAGGUUCCUUUCUCUACUUCUGGCGCACUUACCAUUGGCUUUGAGCGACACCGAGUGGGACUUCUUAAUGUGUUCCAUGCUGGCCUGGCUAGAGACGGCUUGUGAAAGCGUGGCCCUGAACCAUACCCCGCUUGUUCGCCUGUUUGCCUGUACAAGCUGCAACCUGGCAUCGGAUCUUUCCAGCUACUUCCAAACUGUCGCUUCCACCAAACCAGACAACGUGCCAGCGACCCUUAUCUCGGAAUGGGACGAGUUCUUUUCGGAGGGGAUCCACAGCCUACUCUUACCCAUGCUGGUGAAAAUAACAGGGGAGUGCAAGGCGUCCGACGCGCCACAUCUGCAGCCCGUGCUGAACUCGUUGGGUGAAGCUCUCUGUUACAUUUCAAAGGGCCAGCUGCUGAACCACAAACUUCCAGCCAAGUUCGUCGCUGGACAGAAGACGAACCUCUCUGACAGCAUGCAAAGCCUGCUAAACACGCUGGCCCCGCUCCUGCUGUAUAGAGCGAGAUCCGUCCAGAUCGCCGUUCACCAUAUGCUGGAUAAAAUAAUGGCUGACCUGCCUGCGUUUGAUGAUGAAGAUCUGAAAUCCUACGGCGAUGAAGAUGAAGAGCCUUCCUUGUCUCCUCCUGCUGCUCUCAUGUCUGUUUUGGCCGUUCUGGAAGAUUUAGUGGAAAGUAUUCUUCAAGACAUCCCCGUAGGUGAAUUUGUCAUAAUCGAGCCUUCGAAGGAUGAAUUCUGUUUUGUUCUCGGUUACCUUCUCACUUGGAAAUUAAUACUCACUUUCUUCAAGGCUUCGUCAUCACAACUACGCGCCCUGUACUCUCAGUACCUCCGGAAAACAAAGAACUUAAACAAACUGCUCUACAACCUGUUCAAGCUGAUGCCUCACACCCCGGUGCUUCCCGGGCAGGCGUCUGACGCCCCCAAUAAAGACUUGAAGACCUUCUUCACCGAAGACCUGUGCUUAACAGUGAAGGGGUCUACAAACUUACAGUAUGAGAUCCUGCACCUGGCUUGCUGUGUUUAUCGCAUGACCCUGAAGGACUUGCCGGCCAUGGUCAGGCUUUGGUGGAACGGCUGUGAAAAGAGGAUUUUCGGUGUCGUUGACAAAUUCACCACCAGAUAUGUCAGCGGGGUGCUGUCCACUCAGGAGAUCAUGUCUGUCCAGUCCAGCACACAAGUCUUUGAUGGCAUGACCGUGAAAGCUCGCCCUGCAACUCGGGAGGUGGUAGCAAAUUAUUCUAUUGAUGACAUUUGCAUAGAACUCAUCAUACAACUUCCACAAAAUUACCCCCUGGGAUCCAUCGUUGUGGAGAGCGGCCGGCGAGUCGGGGUGGCUGUACAGCAAUGGCGCAAUUGGAUGUUACAGCUCAAUACUUACCUCACACAUCAAAAUGGAAGUAUAAUGGAGGGCCUUGCCCUGUGGAAGAACAACGUGGACAAACGCUUUGAAGGUGUUGAAGACUGUAUGAUUUGCUUCUCAGUAAUUCAUGGUUCCAAUUACUCUCUACCAAAGAAAGCGUGCAGGACCUGUAAGAAGAAAUUCCACUCCGAGUGCCUGUACAAGUGGUUCACAUCGAGCAACAAGUCCACGUGCCCUCUUUGCAGAGAGACCUUUUUUUAAAAUAAACCACUUAAACUGGUUUCAAACAA